AGGCCUCUAUCUGUCCCUCAGUCACAGACAGGACACACAAGCUUCACUUUCAUCUUUACAGUAACAACAUGUACAGGAUGAUCCUGACUGCAGGCCUCUGUUUGAUCAUCGCCAGCUUGGCCAGAACCACCAGUGCUAGCUGUAUCAGCACUAGCACUAAUGGAUGCCCUGCAGGGUUCUGUACUGGGAGGACAGAUGGCAACUACAUCAAUGCAGCCAACCCAAAUUCAUUCUACCAGUGUUCCAAUCAGCUGACCUACAGCACACCUUGCCCAGCAUCAGGACUGGUCUAUAGAGCUCCCUGUGACUGCUGUGACUACCCAAACAACCCAUGUCCUGCCACAAAAACGACAUCUCCUACUACCACUCCCUACGAUCCCUACUGCCAGAACAAGCAAGAUGGCUACUAUUGUUACACAAACGACUACUCCAAAUACUACUGGUGCGUCGGUGGAAGAACCUACAUCAUGCCAUGCCCACAAGGCACGAUCUUCACCCCUAAAGUCAACAACUGUGUCCGUCCUGAAAAUGCUUAAAUACCUGUUGUCUUUGCUCUGGAAUUACUCAGCAAUUUCACCCAUGUAUCAAUAUGUAACAAAACUAUGCUUUUUGUGGAGUCUUGUUGGGCUUUGUUGCUUCUCUGUUCAGGGACAUGUUAGCUAAUUCUGCCACUGAUGGCGCUUGCACUUACUGUAUCUGAUGAAUUAUCGUGGAGAAUAGAAGUGCCUGUUUAUGCUUCUUCAUGCAAACUUAUAUUAAAUCUGGAAAACUCAA
Messenger RNA from Betta splendens (Siamese fighting fish), 774 nucleotides. Its product is annotated as probable endochitinase. Gene Ontology annotation, cellular component: extracellular region. The record is from RefSeq and is a predicted model, not a curated record. Bases 69 to 536 code for a protein of 155 amino acids. Lineage: Eukaryota; Metazoa; Chordata; Actinopteri; Anabantiformes; Osphronemidae. Gene Ontology annotation, molecular function: chitin binding. The transcript is spliced from 4 exons.